ACUCCCCCACCAGGUCCGGCCGUGUCUGUGGGGACUCCCGAGGGUGGCCGGGUAGCAAGCCCCGGGACCGGGCGGAGAAGCCACCGCCCUUGCAAUAGGUGGGAACGUGGUCCGGGCCGGAGCGGGCGGACCCGUCCCUGCAAGGGGAAAGUGGUUUUCCGCUCGCUCACCAGGCGCUCGCCUCAGGGGCUCCGAGCCAGCCGUACCGAGGUACCAAGAGCUCUGCCGGCGAGGACAGGAGCGGGCGCCCUUUGCAAGAGCCCGGGGUCGACGUGGGCCUGGUCCCAGCCCCGUCCCUCCAACCUGCCCGUGUGUGAGGGGGAAAGAAGAGGCUUGGCAGGCGGGGGAGGAUCGCAGUGCUGUAAGUAACCUGCUUUUGUUAGAUUCACAUGGCCCUUCUCCUGGGCACCUCCGGACUCUCUCUUCCCUCCCCAGCCUCCUAGACAGCAGCUCCCCAGCGUGCAGCCCGGCGGCGGCGGCGGCAGAAAGCCCAUGGCGCCUUCUCCGUUACCCCCGGACGGUCCUUCCAGGCGACUCGGCGUGUUUAGGGUCGGCACCAGCAGAGAGGGAUGCCGAGAUUUAGGCGACGCGGGAGUCCUCCCAAACCGGCAGGAAGCCCCGGGGAGGGCGGCAGAGACCCACGGGACAUGGCGGUACCUGCCGCGGGCAGGUGGGACGCCGGGCAGAGGCGAGCCCGCUGCAGCGCCAAACGUCUGCGGUGUUCCACCUGGAAGGAAGAACUGCCAAAGCCCUUCCAAACCUUCGCCCCUCUCGCCCUUCCAGCGUGCCGCGCCGGGACGCAGGCACCGGGCACGGGAAAUUGAUCAGCCCAGCCCAGCCCAGCCGCGCCGGACCGCGGCCCUGACCCCAUGUUCACCUCGGCUCCAGCCCUGGCACCUGCGGGACCCCUGGGCCGAGCCAGCUCGUCCGAAUUUCCCCUAGCGCUGUUCGGUUCGGUGCCGGAGGUGUGAGAGGUGCGGCCCGAGCCAAGUAGGACGUGCUACGAGGGCUCUGUUAAAUUUAUCGGCGCACUGCUGAGACGAGGCUCAGCAUAAAUCACGGGGCUGUAUAGAGCCAUAAAGUAUCCCUCUCUAUCCUGCCCUCGCCGGGGCUCUGGUGAAGAGUUCACAGAAAACAGGGUAUUGGUAACAUCCUUCAGAUUCAGUGUAUGUAAUGCUUUAAAAGUCUUAGAUAUACAAUGGGAUACACCGAUGGAGUAGUUAAAGCUAUUAUAUAGAAUUUGUAUAGGUAUUUGAUACAUACAAAAGAAAUU
This is a messenger RNA of Neopsephotus bourkii (Bourke's parrot), 1273 nucleotides long. RefSeq lists its product as uncharacterized. The record is from RefSeq and is a predicted model, not a curated record. The transcript is spliced from 3 exons. Lineage: Eukaryota; Metazoa; Chordata; Aves; Psittaciformes; Psittacidae. Bases 493 to 942 code for a protein of 149 amino acids.